Messenger RNA from Brassica rapa (field mustard), 3392 nucleotides. RefSeq names its product receptor-like kinase LIP1. Lineage: Eukaryota; Viridiplantae; Streptophyta; Magnoliopsida; Brassicales; Brassicaceae. The record is from RefSeq and is a predicted model, not a curated record. Gene Ontology annotation, molecular function: ATP binding; protein kinase activity. Gene Ontology annotation, biological process: protein phosphorylation.
UUUGUAAAAAGACAAAAAAAAAAACUUGUGUCCCCUGCUUCUCGCAUGGUUCAUCGGAUGCGUUCAUGUUAUUCUGAUUGGUUCUCUUAAUUCCUUUCUCUCUCUCUCUCUCUGUCUCAUCUACCUUCCUCUGUUUCGUUUCAUUACAAUCUCACAGAAAGUUAUUACACAUUAACGUGGGUCCUUCAACCUCUUGAAGGACCCCGCCAUCGUUAAUCCCCUCAACAAAACAAAAAAUUCAAUCUUUAUUGUAAUUUAGGCUUUUUCAGAUUCUGAUAAUCAUGAAUUGUUUUCCAUGUUUCAAUUCACAAAGGAACAGAAACCUUUCUUGUAAGAACGGGGUUAACGAACACGAUGAUCACGACUUCAGACCACCUGUGGCGACGACGAAACAUAUAGAGGAAAGAGAAACAGAGCAAACGCCGCUUAAAACAUUCAAUUUCCGGGAACUAGCGAUGGCAACGAAGAACUUCCGACAAGAAUGUCUUAUAGGAGAAGGUGGGUUCGGUAGAGUUUACAAAGGAACCCUUCAAUCUACUGGCCAGGUGGUAGCUGUGAAGCAGCUAGACAAGCAUGGACUACAUGGUAACAAAGAGUUUCAAGCACAAGUCCUGUCAUUAGCUAAACUCCAACACCCGAAUCUCGUCAAGCUGAUAGGAUACUGCGCUGAUGGAGACCAAAGGCUUUUAGUCUAUGAAUAUUUCUCUAGUGUUUCCCUUCAAGACCAUCUCUACGAGCAUAAGCCAAGCCAUAAGCAUAUGGAUUGGAUAACGAGGAUGAAGAUUGCGUUCGGUGCAGCGGAAGGACUGGAUUACUUACAUGAUAAAGUGAAUCCACCGGUGAUAUACCGUGAUCUGAAAGCUUCUAACGUCUUGUUAGACGACGAGUUUUACCCUAGGCUUUGUGAUUUUGGUUUGCAAAUUCUAUCCCCCGGGGCUGGUGACAGCUUGUUUCUUUCUUCAAGGGUUAUGGACACUUAUGGUUACUCAGCACCUGAGUACACUCGAGGAGACGAGGUCACUAUCAAAUCAGAUGUUUAUAGCUUUGGAGUUGUGUUGCUUGAACUUAUAACUGGUAGAAGAGCUAUUGACACUACUAAACCUAACGAUGAACAAAACCUAGUUGCUUGGGCACAACCGAUAUUUAGAGAUCCAACUAGAUAUCCGGAUAUGGCGGAUCCUCUCUUGAGGAAGAAGUUCUCAGAGAGAGGGUUGAAUCAAGCAGUGGCGAUAACGUCAAUGUGUUUACAAGAUGAACCAAGUGCUCGUCCUUUGAUAAGCGAUGUAAUGGUUGCGCUUAGCUUCCUUUCCAUGUCUACUGAUGGUAUUCCAACCGCGGUUCCAGUUUCAUCGUUUAGGGACAAGAGUAUGUCUAUUGCUUUGAGCAGACACGGUUCUUGUUCUGUGGUUCCCUUUUCACUUCCUCGGAAAGAGGAAGAUGACGCAUCUAGUGUCUCAUCAUCAGACUCGGAAGAUGAAGAAGAACAAGAAGAAGAAUCAAGAAGUAUGAAGAAGCAAGAUGAGGAAACAAACGGAAAUGAUUCAGAAGACGAGUCUGAUUCAAACUCAGAGAAGGAUCAAGAAGAGGAACAAGAUUCUCCUCAGUUGGAGAAAGCUAGAAGCUCUAGCAGUUCAUCUGACUCUGGAAGCGAGAGGAGAAGGUCUAUUGAAGAAACUAAUGCAACUGCUCAGAGCUUGAAGAUAAAGUAUGGUUAUAGCUCUGAAGAGGAAGAUAACGAGAGGCUGAGCAGUAAAAGCAGCUUUAAAUCAAAUGGAGAGAGUUUGCUUUCUUUGCGGUUUGACAGCGAAAGAAAUCACAAUGAUUCGUCUAACAACACAAGCAUGCGAGUCAAUAGUCUUGCUCAUGAUGAUGAUGAUGAUGAGGAGGAGGAGGAGGAGGAGGAGGAGGAGGAGAAUCAUGAAACUCGGCUUGAGCAUACUCAUAGCUCAAAAUCUGAAGUCCAAAGUAUUUAUUCAGACGAUAAUACAUGCGAGGGAAGUGGUGACUCGUCUUUGCGUCGCGUCGAACCAGAGGAAGAAGACCAUGAUUCUUCUGAUCAAGAGUGAAUAUUUUUUUCAAGAGUUUUCUCUCAGAACUUGUUGAUUAAGAAAAAGUCAUGAUUGACAUUUGUAACACGAAAAAAAUGUUUCGACUUCGCUUGUUUUAAAACAAACCAGUUGUUGUCGCAUGAAUCUAACAUACAUUUGUCUGCAACUCUUUUCGGAAAUAUGAAACUUAACACACACUUUUGUGUGUAUACCUUGAUCACAGUAUGUUAGGAGUAAAAGGUUUACAAUACAUUAUCUAACCAUUUGUUUUCCAAAAUAUUUUCAUUAGCUAGGAAGAUCAAUGUUACAGACUUACAAGAUUAUAACUAGUUAUACACAAGUACUCUAAUAGAAACCAUAUUUUAUUCUAAUAAUUACUAUAUGUUUUAUACUUUUUCUAAAAGCUAGACUUGCUGAGAUAUGUUAUGUAUAGUAGAUGAACUCAUGAGUUAGAUCUAGAAAGCAUUUUGUGAACCGAUUGUGGUAGUCAAUUAUUGAGAUGGCUCGUUGUACAUUUGUACUUUAUGCAUAUAAAAAGGUUCAACUAUAUGUAUUUAUUCAUAUUAAGUGGUCAAUUUAUCAUGGUAUCAAAUGGUUAAGAAUGUGACAAAUAUAUAUAUACUAGGGGUAUUCCGGCGCUACACGCCGGGUUCGGACAUUGAUUUCUCUUUUGAAUGCCAUUAGUUUCAUUUUGUAUCUGUUAGUUGUUAGUAUAAUCGAGUUUGAAUUAUUUGUCUUGCCAAUUAAGAAUUUAAGGUCGUGAACUAAUGACUAAUUUUAUGAGUACAUGCUAGGCCAUUUGCCUCCAGGGUUGAUAGCUUUCCACGGCCAUAUCCAGACAAUAGAUCCGUUCUGGCAUAUGCUUGGUCUCGGGUACCAAGGGAAAACAACCUUUUCUGAUGCAGAAAGUGCAGCUGUUGUUCAUUUCAAUGGAAGAGCCAAUCCUUGGCUUCAUAUAGCAUUUCCUCAUCUACGCCCUCUGUGGGCUAAGUAUCUUGAUUCCUCUGACAGGUUCAUCAAGAGCUGUCAGAUUAGAGCAUCAUAAUAACAAUCACAUAUCAAAACUCAAUUCACACGUUGGUUAAAAGGACCUCUUCCAGAUCAUGUUCUUGCAGUCUCUCCGUACUUUCAAAUUCUGAUUGCGAGAAAGUAAAGAAACACAUUCUAUGUAUUAGUGUUUGAACAUCUGCCAAACUCUACUUAAAUUUACAUGUAAAUAGAUAACAUUGCGCCAAGUAAUUGGAGUUAACAAUGUCAUAUCAUUAUCAUUGUUCAGUAGAUAACAGUUGUUCAUACAACCAUAACAUGAUAAAACAAAAGCAACGAUAAGACUGAGAAAACCGA